Molecule: messenger RNA, 516 nt
Organism: Henningerozyma blattae CBS 6284
Lineage: Eukaryota; Fungi; Ascomycota; Saccharomycetes; Saccharomycetales; Saccharomycetaceae
Gene: RSO55
Product: Rso55p
Exons: 1
Coding region: 1-516 (171 amino acids)
Biological process (GO): translational termination
Cellular component (GO): mitochondrion
Molecular function (GO): translation release factor activity
Source: RefSeq, a predicted model, not a curated record
AUGUUUUGUCAUUUAAAUGUGGUGCGAAUAACUAAGCCACUCUGUAGGAACUUCAACAUACAGAAUGGCAAGGUAUUGAUUAAAAAAAACAAGUUCCCACCUCGACCUAAAUUGGGUGCAGAUGAUGAAAACGAUAUCGAAGAAACUUUUUUACAUGGAGGUCGUGGCCCUGGAGGUCAAAAAAUCAACAAGACCAAUAGUAAAGUGCAAUUGAAACAUUUACCUAGUGGAGUUAUUAUAACCUGUCAAGAAACACGUUCCAGAGCACGUAAUCGAGAUAUUGCCCGAGAGAAAUUGGCUUUGAAAUUGGCUGAAUUGAAAGGUGAUACAAGACGUCAAGAUGCGUUGGUUGAAUGGGAACAACAAAGCAAGAGGAGUAAAGCGAAAAAGAGUCGUCAAAAACAUGAACAAGCAAAGAUGAAUCGAGAGUUGGAAAGACAGCGGGAAUUGGAACAGGAGGAGAAGUUGAUUGAAACGAUGAUGAAUGCUACCGGCAAGGCAAAAACUACACGAUGA